CAACUUAAUGAAGCAUUACAAAUGCAUAUGGAUGCACACAAACGAUUAAGUGAUCAUCUUGAGGUUCAAAGAAACUUGAAGAUAAAACUUGAAGCACAAGGAAGAUUUCUAGAGCGAAUAAUGGAAGAACAAAAAGUUUGUGCUUCAGGUUCUAGACCUAGCUGCAAGUCUUAUUCGUAUUCACCCUUGUCGUUACCAUCCCUAUGCGAGGAAUCUGAAUCAAAUGUUAAGGAACUCGAGGUUGAAUAUGAUUCCGAGUUUGAUAUAUCUGAUUGUCAAUUACCACGAAAAAGGAUUCGAUUCGAGGAAGACGAUGGAUUAUUAAAUCAUCGAUACAAUAGUACUAAUAAUGUUACAUAUUCACCACAAGAAUUAGAAUGGACUACUCUUGCAAAUCAUCAGUCAUCACCAUAUGAUUUGCAUGCUUUAUAUGAUUAUCUUAUUUAAUCAACUUAGUUGAAUAUAUAUUGUUGAAUUUAAAGAGUACGAUUGGACAUGUGAAGAAAAAGUGUGUUAGUUAGGGAAAAUAUAUAUAAAUAUAUGAGUGUAUUUAAAUAAAACAACAUAUUGUAUAAUACGCUUAUGUAAUCUUGAUAAUUAAGCACAAUUUACA
Solanum tuberosum (potato) is the source of this 613-nucleotide messenger RNA. RefSeq lists its product as uncharacterized. The coding region runs from base 22 to 447 and encodes 141 amino acids. The transcript has 2 exons. Lineage: Eukaryota; Viridiplantae; Streptophyta; Magnoliopsida; Solanales; Solanaceae. The record is from RefSeq and is a predicted model, not a curated record.